Spinacia oleracea (spinach) is the source of this 585-nucleotide messenger RNA. RefSeq lists its product as uncharacterized. The transcript is spliced from 2 exons. Bases 1 to 585 code for a protein of 194 amino acids. The record is from RefSeq and is a predicted model, not a curated record. NCBI's taxonomy places the organism in Eukaryota, Viridiplantae, Streptophyta, Magnoliopsida, Caryophyllales, Amaranthaceae.
AUGGGUGGUGUGUGGAAGGAUAAUCCUACUGAGGUUGCUGAUGCCUUUCUAGAAUAUUACAAGCAUCUUUUGGGGAGUAAACAUGAGUCUAUAACUCCCGUUUUGAAAAAGGUGGUGCAAUUAGGUCCUGUGUGCCAAGCUCACCACAAAGCAAUUCUGAAUGCAAACUACACUACAGAUGAAGUUAGGGCUGCUCUUUUCUCUAUUCCAGGAGCAAAGGCACCUGGUCCAGAUGGUUUUGGUUUUCAUUUUUACAAAGACUCUUGGCACAUUGUUGGAGAUGAAGUUGUUGCUGCUGUUCUUGAUAUGCUGCAGCAUGGUAAAAUUUUAAAGGAGCUGAAUCAUACAGUCCUGUGUGGAAGGCUCAGACAGGUGUUGCCAGACCUUAUUCUUGAAAACCAAGGGGGUUUUGUUCAUGGUAGGUUCAUUGUUCAUAAUAUAAUGGUUGUUCAGGAUAUGGUGAGACAGUAUGGAAGGAAGGGAGUGAAACCUAGUUGUCUCAUGAAAAUUGAUUUACAAAAAGCAUAUGACACUGUUGAUUGGCAGUUUCUCCAGGAAAUGUUAGAGCACUUGGAUUUUCCAUAA